This is a messenger RNA of Onthophagus taurus, 868 nucleotides long. Its product is annotated as putative RNA-binding protein 18. Gene Ontology annotation, molecular function: RNA binding. The record is from RefSeq and is a predicted model, not a curated record. Lineage: Eukaryota; Metazoa; Arthropoda; Insecta; Coleoptera; Scarabaeidae.
UCUCCACCAAAAUAUUGAACGUUUCCAUUUUUAGACUCCAAGGUGUCCAUAACAAACACUCAAUUUGUGGUAUUCCAUUUACAAUAAUUCGAAAUAAAAUACUCUUCCAUAUCGAAAUAACCUAAAAAUAGUGAAAUGACAACUAAACAAGAAGAAAAAGUAGUAACAUCAAGUCAAGAUGAUAAACGGCUGUGGAUAGGUAACUUGGACCAGAGAAUAAGUGAGUAUCAACUUUUAAAAUUGCUGCAAAAACAUGGUGAAAUCGAAAAGUUUGAUCUUCUAUUCCACCGUUCGGGUCCACUUGCUGGCCAACCUAGAGGAUACGCAUUUGUCACCUACGUAAAUAAAAGCGAUGCUCAAACUGCCAUUACAAACUUGCAUAACGUAGCCGUUGGUUUAAAGAAGAUUAUUGUUACUUGGGCUAACAGUGUGAAUACGGAUGAUAUGGAUAAACCGAAAGUUGAUUUAAAUAUCCCAGCUUUAGCUAUGUCUAAACCGGAAAAGAAAACUGAUCGUCAAACACAAAUCCAAGCGAUUGAGGCUAAAUUAAAAUUGAUGGAACACUCCCAAAACAGCGAAUUAGUCAUAAAUAAGACUGUAGCAACAGAAUCUCCUGUAAUAUCUCAAUUUCAACAGAACAAACAGCAACCUAUCACCACCUCUUCUAAUAAUAUAAAGUACAAGAACAAUUUUAAGCGACAUGAAAGGAACCACAAGCCUUAUAAUCGGCAUAAAACAAAGAGAUAAUCAGAAAUCAUUUUAAAUUAAAGAUUUAUCAAAGUUUUUACCUCCAACAGUGUUCUCAUCCUUGUGAAGUAUUUAUUUAUUUUAUUCUGUAGCUGAUUAGAUAUAAAUAUAAACAAAAAAU